AGUUGUCGUAUGUGUAUACAUAAAUACAUGCGAAUGCGUAAGUAAUCAAGUACGAGCACCUGCAGAUGCACCAAAUUUUCACAGAUCAGAAAAAUAUUUAAUCGAUAAAUGUGUUACAUGAUCAAGAGAUAAAACCAACGAAUAUAGAAAGCGAAUAAUACAAAGAAAUAAGGAACAAAUGUGCUUAAAAGCGUUGUAUUUGUUCAUGUGAUUGAUCGUAACCUUUGUUUACAUGUGUACUUCAGUUUCUGUUUCGUAAGUUACCAGUACGUUUCACGGAAUACAGUUAAAAAUGGUACCACUAGGACCAUCACCGGGACAUCAAACAUCCGUUAAUAACACUGCAAGUGCUCCAGCGACUGGUACGAAAAGCAGUUCGACAUUGAAACCAAAUUACACUUUAAAAUACACUUUGGCGGGUCAUACCAAAGCAGUGUCCUCUGUGAAAUUCAGUCCCAAUGGAGAAUGGCUAGCCAGUUCUUCUGCAGAUAAAUUAAUAAAAAUAUGGGGAUCCUACGAUGGAAAAUUUGAAAAAACCAUAUCUGGUCAUAAGCUCGGUAUUUCAGAUGUGGCGUGGUCUAGCGAUAGUAGACUACUAGUGUCUGCUUCCGAUGAUAAAACUUUAAAGAUAUGGGAAUUAAGUUCUGGGAAAUGUCUAAAAACAUUGAAAGGCCAUAGUAAUUACGUAUUUUGUUGCAACUUUAAUCCGCAGUCGAACCUGAUAGUUUCCGGUUCUUUCGACGAAAGUGUUCGAAUAUGGGAUGUUAGAACUGGAAAGUGCCUGAAAACGUUACCCGCUCAUUCCGAUCCCGUAAGUGCUGUUCAUUUUAACAGGGAUGGAUCGCUGAUCGUGUCUAGUAGUUACGACGGGUUAUGUCGAAUUUGGGACACAGCAUCCGGUCAGUGUUUGAAAACUUUAAUAGACGACGACAAUCCACCGGUAUCUUUCGUCAAAUUUUCGCCAAAUGGAAAAUACAUUUUAGCAGCGACGUUAGAUAAUACGUUGAAACUUUGGGAUUAUAGUAAGGGAAAAUGCUUAAAAACAUACACAGGUCAUAAAAAUGAAAAGUAUUGCAUAUUUGCAAAUUUUUCGGUGACGGGUGGAAAGUGGAUCGUGUCAGGUUCAGAAGACAACAUGGUAUAUAUUUGGAAUUUGCAGACAAAGGAAAUUGUUCAGAAAUUGCAAGGUCAUACAGAUGUUGUGCUUUGUACGACGUGUCAUCCGACAGACAACAUUAUAGCUUCGGCUGCUCUCGAAAAUGAUAAGACUAUUAAACUAUGGAAGAGUGAUACAUAGAAUGGAAAUGUUGUUUACGAUGUUUAAUCUUAGGUACUAGAGGAAAAAAGACGUUCGCAUCCUACCAGAAACAGUCUCCGUUUCUCCUUUUUUCUUACCCUGUAUAAUUACUCAGUUUUACAGUUUCUUAUAAAAAAUUAUAAUUUUACCAAUGUUUAGUAAUUUUUAUCAAGAAUUGUGUAUACUGCGUAUGUGUGUAUAUGUGUGUGUGUGUGUGUGUGUGUGUGUGUGUGUGUGUGCUGUGUGCGCGAGCGAAGAAACCGCAGGAUGCGUGCAAUGGAACGUAUAAUUUUUAUCGAAUAUAGUGUCGAGUAGAGUGUUGAAUGCAUAAGGCAAACGUAUUUGACGCAGCACUGUUUUAUACAAAAAUUCUGAUUAGAGUUCAAUUAACUGAAUAAUAUAGAUGUAAUUUAUUAACAAUUACGGUCAAAGUUAAGAGUAAUAAGAAACCGAAGGAUAGGAAUAUAAAAUGUAAUUUUAAAAGUUAUAUUUAGGCGACGAUUGUUCUUUUUAUCGUUUUCAUAUUUAUUCUAUAGUUGAUCGAUUAUGAUUACGAUAAACAUAAAAGGAACAUACUCUUUUUAUCUAUAGCCGAAAAAAAAAUCGAACAUAGGUUUUAAGACGUUGCAUCGAUCUUGUAUCAUCUCGCUUAAGAGAAAAAAAGAAAACUAAAAUAUAUACAUAUACACGCACAUGAUGUGUGUAUGUACGUAUACAUGUAUUAUAUAUGCCUAUGUGCAUGUUUAUAUGUGUGUAAAGAAUGAAAAUCGCAGAAAGAGUAAAGGAAUAAAAAUGAAUUCUUGUAACGUAAAAAUAUAUAUAUGUAAAUGAGGCGAAAGAAAUAUAUUUUCGUACCUGAGAUGAAUUGUUUCGCAAAUUUGAUUUCCUUUCGCUUAAUCUAUAUGUUAUCGGAUCGAAGUAUAAAAACUAUAAAUCGGUAUUUCACAUUUUAUUAAAGCACA
Messenger RNA from Megachile rotundata (alfalfa leafcutting bee), 2259 nucleotides. RefSeq names its product WD repeat-containing protein wds (gene wds). Gene Ontology annotation, cellular component: Set1C/COMPASS complex. Lineage: Eukaryota; Metazoa; Arthropoda; Insecta; Hymenoptera; Megachilidae. Gene Ontology annotation, molecular function: histone binding. The record is from RefSeq and is a predicted model, not a curated record.